Molecule: messenger RNA, 1011 nt
Organism: Symsagittifera roscoffensis
Lineage: Eukaryota; Metazoa; Xenacoelomorpha; Acoela; Convolutidae
Product: calcium/calmodulin-dependent protein kinase type IV-like
Exons: 5
Coding region: 171-620 (149 amino acids)
Biological process (GO): protein phosphorylation
Molecular function (GO): protein kinase activity; ATP binding
Source: RefSeq, a predicted model, not a curated record
AACUAUAGGGAUAGCAAGUGGAUGUAAGAUUAGAGAUAUUCUUUUUUAUUUCACUGGAGCACUUUUAGGGUAAUGUUUGAAGCAGAAGUUAAUGGAAAGCUAUUUGGAUUUAGCUAAUGUCAUUGAAUGUGACUUUUCCUUUUGUACUAGAUAUCCCAAUGUCAGUAUGAAUGUUUCUCACCAAAACUCCCGAGAUCCUGUGUAGUGUCGGCUAUGACGAGAAGAUAGACGUAUGGUCAGCGGGAGUCAUUCUCUACAUCUUAUUGUGUGGCUAUGAGCCGUUCAGUGACGAAUCGGACGAUGACAAAGUGAUGUUCAAGAAGAUCCUCAAUGGCGCCUAUGAGUUCCAUGCUCCCGAGUGGGACGAAAUUUCAGAAUCUGCUAAGGAUUUAGUGCGUAAGAUGUUAGUUGUGGAUCCGGCCAAGAGACUGUCUGUGAACGCAGCUGUGAAUCACCCCUGGAUAGUGGGCGAGACGAAGUCCACCAAGGAGCUGCAUGACGUUACAAACAAACUACGUCUAUUCAACUCCAAACGCAGAUUAAAAACUCCGAUGAACGCCAUCGCUGUCGUGAAUGCUUUCAAGUUCGGAAAUCAUCACCUCCGCAAUGGCAGCGCCUAGUUUCUUCGGCUGAAACAACAAAUGUCAACGACACUCACUCAAGCUGUACAUAUCAGUGGAAUCUCACGUCACAACUAAUAAAAAUUCAUCCCUCUUAUUCACAUAUCCUCAAUUUUAUCACUUCGGAAGCCCAAAAUUUGUCCUGGAACUGCCAGCCUUGUGCCAUUUACAGCGACAAGAAGUUAUGCGGAGCAAAUUGCGUCCCAUUUUUGUCUUUUUUAUUUUUGAUUUUGAGUCCUCUGUUUAAGCGCAAACUUCAGGCUAAACUAAUUUUCCUCAGUUUAAUUUGUAAAUCAUUGAAUAAAUUUAACAGAAUUGUACAUUUGUAAUUUUCCGAUUGAUUGUUUCAUUUAUUAGAUUUAAAUUUUGAUCCCUACAAUCUUCUUUUGAA